Messenger RNA from Python bivittatus (Burmese python), 1188 nucleotides. The record is from RefSeq and is a predicted model, not a curated record. NCBI's taxonomy places the organism in Eukaryota, Metazoa, Chordata, Lepidosauria, Squamata, Pythonidae.
AGCUUUCUGUUUGCUUUCUUUUCCUCUGCCCACACAGAUGCUGUGGAUACUGCAGAAUACAGCACAUUCUUGGACUUGCAUCCGGAUUCCAUGGAAGUAGAGGCCACCCUCACCAUUGCUGAACUCUGCCUCCAGUACAAGAUACCAUGCCACAUUCUUAAUCUCUCCUCCGCUCAAGCAUUGCCCAUCAUCAAUGAUGCUCGUCAGAAGGGAGCACCAAUCACUGUAGAAACUACUCUAAACUACCUCAGCCUGACAUCUGAAUGCAUUCCCUCAGGAGGAACAUACUACAAAUGCUGCCCUCCCAUCAGGGAGAAAGUCAGCCAGGAACAGUUAUGGGCAGAUUUGCAAGUAGGACAGAUAGACAUGGUUGUCUCUGCUCAUAGAGCUUGUUAUCAAGGCUUGAAGGACUUGGACAGUGGUGAUUUCCUGAAGGCUCAGUCAGGGAUUGCCUCACUACAGUUUGGUCUUCCACUCUUCUGGACUUCUGCAAAAUCCCGAGGGUUCUCUUUCCAUGAAAUAGUGCAACUAAUGUGCAAAAAUCCUGCCAUUCUGAGUAGGCUGGAACACUGCAAAGGUUCUCUCAGACCAGGGAUGGAUCCAGACCUGGUUAUCUGGAACCCAGAAAAACAAUUUGAGGUGAAUAAAGACAUAAUUCAUCACAAGCAUAAGCUGACUCCAUACUUGGGGUUUCAACUGUACGGUAAAGUGUUUGCGACUCUUGUUCGUGGCAGGCUAGUUUAUUUGAAUGGAAAAUUUGCACCCACAGCACAAGGAGACCUGAUUGUGCCUGAGAGAAAGAUGCCCUCAAGAGUUGUCUUACCAUACUAUUAGGAAGGAAGAUUGUGGAAUGAGGAACAUGCUGUCAAAAUGGACAAAUCUAGAUCUAACAGCAAAACAAGCUAAUCACUUAGUUUGGGAAAAGUACAGCAGAUGAAAAAUACAAAAAAUCAAGUGAUUAAACACAGCUUGUAAUCACAAAUGAAAGCAGUAGCAGAAGUUCCUGGUUCUCUGCCCUCUACCCCUUCCCUCAACCACUGAAUAAAUGAAAUGUAAUCAACAGCUCCAGCUGAUAAGACAAGAGUAUGAGACAGUGGCAUAGAAGAAGACAAAUUUCUAAGUCAGCAUCUGCCUUGGCCAAAGCUCAUCGCUUCUUACUUUCUAGUACUGUAAAUAAGGUAAUAAAGA